Messenger RNA from Nilaparvata lugens (brown planthopper), 1078 nucleotides. RefSeq names its product putative nuclease HARBI1. The record is from RefSeq and is a predicted model, not a curated record. The transcript has 4 exons. NCBI's taxonomy places the organism in Eukaryota, Metazoa, Arthropoda, Insecta, Hemiptera, Delphacidae. Bases 231 to 938 code for a protein of 235 amino acids.
UUAAUAAGGAUGCUGUGAAAGAACUUAUAGAGCUUUUAACCCCAAGGUUGGGAGGAGCUCCUCCUGAUCGAAGAGCUCACCACAGUAUUCCUAUAUGGAGAAAAGUGUUGAUUGCACUUAGAUUUUUCGCGGAUGGUACUUUCCACAGAGAGACUGGCGAUUUAUUGAAUGUGAGUACUGCGGCUUCAUGUCGCAUUGUACACAGUGUCGCGAUAGCUAUUUGUGUAGCAAUGAAAAAAGACUUUAUCAAAUUCCCUACAGGAGAAUAUGCUAGGAGAACAAAAACUAAAUUUUUUGUGAAAUAUGGGUUCCCAAAUGUGCUCAGUUGUGUCGAUGGCACUCUCAUCCCCAUUGUCUGCCCCACAACUGCUGACAAAGAAGAGUACCGGAGUAGAAAAGGGAGAUUUUCAAUCAAUGUAUUGGCAGCGGCUGGAGCUGAUAUGGAGUUUACUAAUAUUGUUGCUCGGUGGAAAGGGAGUACGCACGACUCCCGAGUUCUGAAAAACUCUUCACUAUAUUCAACUUUUGAAGAACGUGAUAUGGGUGGGAUUCUGAUCGGAGAUAGUGGAUACGCAUGUAACAGAUUUUUGAUGACACCACUUCUUCGACCACAAACUCCAGCGGAGCAACGAUAUCAACGAGCUUUAAUAAGGACCAGAUCGACAGUUGAGAGGAUGUUUGGUCUACUGAAAAACAGAUUCAGAUGUUUGCACAAUAACAACACCUUACGGUUCAGUCCCCGUCGUUGUUGUAUUGUCAUUGUUGCUUGCGCCAUACUUCACAACUUUGGAAUAAAAAAAGGAUUAUUUGAAGACGUUUUGGAGCCACUUCCUGAAGAUUAUGACAUGGAAGAGAAUGAAGACCAACCUGAGGUAGCUGACCGCCCCGACGGAAUCUUAACACGUAAUCAAAUUAUCCGCCGUCACUUCACAAACUGAAGUACUCCAUUUUCUUCUUGUGGAACUUGUCUGCAUUGGAUGAGACACGUUUGAUGCGUGGUUGAGCGGAUCCAGUUGCAGAUCCCGGAGUGGUUGCACGGGAAUCAGGUGCUGUGGAGGUGCCCGCUAUCGGCGUGUCA